AUGGACCGUCCCGUGGACCAGCCGGCGUACAACGACUCCCUGACAACCAACCCCGUGUUCUAUAACGUCCCCACGGGAACCGUCUGUCCGGAGGGCUUCAACCUGACGGGUAACCAUGGCAACGGGACGUUCUGUGCACCUGUGGGGUACCCCAUACCUGUGGACCCAAACGCCUUCAUAUACAUCAUAGUUGUGCUGAUAUUCUACGCGUCCAGCCUCCUGCUGUUGCUGGUCCAGUACAUAAAGUCAGAACUUGUUCUGAUAUUCUACGCGUCCAGCCUCCUGCUGUUACUGGUGCAGUACAUUAAGUCGGAACGUGAGGACCUACAGAUGGAGAAUUAUUACGACAGUUUUGUGAAGAGAGAGAUGCUGCGGGACCGGACCUGCCGGGACUUCACACGCGAGAGGAGGGAGGUCAGGACGUCAGGGGUGUACGCGUUCGACGUGCCCAUCUGA
Molecule: messenger RNA, 456 nt
Organism: Branchiostoma belcheri (Belcher's lancelet)
Lineage: Eukaryota; Metazoa; Chordata; Leptocardii; Amphioxiformes; Branchiostomatidae
Exons: 3
Coding region: 1-456 (151 amino acids)
Source: RefSeq, a predicted model, not a curated record